AGUCCGCGAUGGGGAACACAACUUCGUGCUGCGUGUCGUCCAGCCCCAAGCUCCGGAGAAAUGCGCACUCGCGGUUGGAGUCCUACCGCCCGGACACGGACCUCAGCCGUGAGGACACUGGCUGCAAUCUGCAGCACAUCAGCGACCGGGAAAACAUCGACGAUUUAAACAUGGAAUUCAAUCCUUCAGAUCAUCCUCGGGCCAGCACAAUAUUUCUCAGCAAAUCUCAGACAGAUGUGAGAGAAAAACGCAAGAGUCUCUUCAUUAACCAUCAUCCUCCAGGGCAGAUAUCAAGGAAAUACAGCUCCUGCUCCACCAUCUUCCUAGAUGACAGCACAGUCAGUCAGCCAAACCUCAAAUACACCAUCAAAUGCGUAGCUCUUGCGAUAUAUUACCACAUCAAAAACAGGGACCCAGAUGGAAGGAUGCUCUUAGAUAUUUUUGAUGAAAACCUCCACCCUCUUUCGAAAUCCGAAGUGCCACCUGAUUAUGACAAACACAACCCAGAGCAGAAGCAGAUUUACCGGUUCGUUCGGACGCUGUUCAGUGCUGCUCAGCUGACAGCUGAAUGUGCCAUUGUCACCCUGGUAUACCUUGAGAGGCUCUUGACAUACGCAGAGAUUGACAUCUGUCCAGCCAAUUGGAAGCGCAUUGUUCUAGGUGCCAUCCUGCUGGCCUCUAAGGUCUGGGAUGACCAGGCUGUGUGGAAUGUGGAUUACUGCCAGAUCCUGAAGGACAUCACAGUGGAGGACAUGAAUGAACUGGAGCGGCAGUUUCUUGAAUUGCUACAGUUUAACAUCAAUGUUCCUUCCAGUGUGUAUGCCAAGUAUUAUUUUGAUCUUCGUUCCCUGGCAGAAGCAAACAACCUGAGCUUUCCUCUGGAGCCCCUAAGCAGGGAGCGUGCCCACAAGCUUGAGGCCAUCUCUCGUCUCUGUGAGGACAAGUACAAGGACCUGAGAAAGCCCAUGAGGAAGCGUUCAGCCAGUGCUGACAACCUGAGUCUGCCACGGUGGUCCCCGGCCAUCAUCUCCUAAGUGGGGCACUCUCCUGAGGCCAGGCUGUCCUCAGGUUCUCCUUUGUUUAAGAAAAGUUGGACUUGGGUGAUUCAAUUUGAUUUUUCUUUUUUCCUUCUGUUUUUAACAAUAGCCCCAUCAAGGCUGCCUUCACACCCACCUCUACACUGCGUGGCUGCACGCAAAGAGGCUUUAAGGGACGUGAAAUCAGUAUUCAGGAAACUCGGUGUCAAGCCUUCCCGGCCGUCACAAAUAGCACUUCUUUCAUGGAGGAAACAGACUCUAAUCCUGGAGAAGGAAAUGAAGGAAAAGGAAGUUGUGUUGAGGCAGAGAUUACUUGGUAGCGUUGCUGUUGGUUUCUGGGUCCUUGUCUGGUCAUAGAUACCAGAUGGAGCCAGGUGAUAGUUAGCAGAGUUGAAUGCAUCUCCAAAUCAGGAACGCCAUGCUAUGCCCUUGGAAUCAGUAUGCUCUGGAGGACUUCCUGCAUUCCUUCUUGCUGCUCUCUUGGGAUUGGGGAUGGGGAUAUUUGCUCAUUUUUAUUCUGGUUUGAUUUUGAUUCCUCAGAGCAGAGAGUAUAGUUUGUAACCACCAUGGCACAGACAUACAAAUAAAUAGUACUGAUUGCUUAUCUCUGCUCCAUUUUCUCUAGCCUUCUUCUGAGCUUUCUUCCUCACAAGUAAGAUGUGCUUGUUGUGUUUCUACACACCUGUUUUAUACGAUUCUCUUUCAACAAAAGCAGGAUUAACUUGACUGUAGUACUGAACCAAAACUAUCCCUCUCCUGCCUAAUUCUAAGAACAUUCUGUCUAGAUUAACAUGGGUGCUUGUGCCUUCCAGUUUUCUUGCAAUUGGUUGUUCUUGGUUUUGGUUUUGUCACCUCCUCUCCAUCCCAGGUUCUCUUUUUCCUGCUGACAUGAAGGUGUAAUUACAAAACUCGAUCGGCUUUGCGGCUAAAGGCAAAGGUCCUCAGCACAGGCAUCUUGGAUAGAGAGGCAUCCGGGAAGCCAGGUUUCCUGACCUCAUGAGGAGCCCUGUCCAUGUGCUCCCUGCCUGGUCGUUCUUCUACUUCCAUGUCCAUUGUUGUAAGCAAUAUUCUCCUUGAAUUUUAUAUGCUUCCUUUAAAUCAAAUUUAGUCUAUUUGUAUACUGUUUUUUUUUUUUAAUCUAAAAUUUAGAAAAUGGGGAGUGGGUGGGUGGGUAUUCCAGUGAGAAGAUCACUAAAGGGAAAAAUGUUACUAUUUCCUGAGGUAUUUUUCACAGAAUGAUUGAAUAAAAACAAAAAUUCAACUUGCAUUCUCAUUGUAGGUGCUUGGAGAAGCUACAUAAACUGUGAAGGUCCAUACUUCCUUAAUUAUAACCAGCUUUUGUGUUUUCUGACUGUUUCUGACUUGUUUUGGGGAUAGAUUAAACUCUUCUAUUGAGUACAAUAAAAGGGUUAAAGGUACCUAUCAAAGAGAGAAUCUAACAUGAAAUCUAAGAGUCUGAGUCACACACAAGUGCUUUGCUUCUGCCCAUCUUCUUUGGUUGCAGUGACCGAAGUUUGUAAGGUUUUCCUUGUUCAAAACAAAUCGUAGCAUUUGCUUUGUUAUAUACUCCUCCUGUGUGAGCUUGGAAAAGUUUAGAAUUGUGUGUUAGUUUUGAAUACCCUGAAAUCGUAGGCCUGACCCCUUUCAAAAGAGCACACUUUGAAAAUGGAAGGAACAAAAUGUCAAAAUCCUAAAGAUAUGGAGCCACAAAUGUUAGUCAGGAUUCAGUGCAGUUCUUGUGCAGUUCUGUAUGCAAUAUGAGCACGUUUUAGCCUAAACUUCCAAAGCAGGAAGUAAAAAUUAACUACCCUCCUGUGCAUCUCUGAUGAUAUGUUCUGAGUGGGAAACAGGAUCAGCUUCUCUCCUUACGAACCUUAGACAGAGAUCUAAAAAGGUAGAAAAUAUCAUUUUGUAUUCCCUCAUCUCUAUAACUCUAAAAGGGACCUAUUUUCUUAGCCAAAUAUGAAUACCUCUUAGAUGAAUACCUUCCUCUCAUGUAAAGUACCUUAUUUUACCUGCCCAUUUCAGGAAAGAACUGCUGACUUGAUAGCAGAAAUCUUAUUUUUAUUCCUUUUAUUUGAAUGGGAGAUUUGGAAAUUGUCUUAUGUAAAUAGUUCAAUGCACCUGAUACUAUUUUGUGGAGUUUAUUAAACUACUUUAAAAGAU
Molecule: messenger RNA, 3203 nt
Organism: Apodemus sylvaticus (European woodmouse)
Lineage: Eukaryota; Metazoa; Chordata; Mammalia; Rodentia; Muridae
Gene: Ccny
Product: cyclin Y
Exons: 10
Coding region: 9-1034 (341 amino acids)
Biological process (GO): regulation of canonical Wnt signaling pathway; regulation of cyclin-dependent protein serine/threonine kinase activity
Cellular component (GO): plasma membrane; cytoplasmic cyclin-dependent protein kinase holoenzyme complex
Molecular function (GO): protein kinase binding; cyclin-dependent protein serine/threonine kinase activator activity
Source: RefSeq, a predicted model, not a curated record